Molecule: messenger RNA, 2260 nt
Organism: Centruroides sculpturatus (bark scorpion)
Lineage: Eukaryota; Metazoa; Arthropoda; Arachnida; Scorpiones; Buthidae
Product: short transient receptor potential channel 4-like
Exons: 13
Coding region: 1-2226 (741 amino acids)
Biological process (GO): manganese ion transport; regulation of cytosolic calcium ion concentration; calcium ion transmembrane transport
Cellular component (GO): cation channel complex; membrane
Molecular function (GO): inositol 1,4,5 trisphosphate binding; store-operated calcium channel activity; protein binding
Source: RefSeq, a predicted model, not a curated record
AUGAACUCAGAUUCGAUAAUUAUAGAUAUUCCGGAUGUUCCUCACCAAAUAGUGUCCUUACCAGAAUUGGAUAUGACAGAAAGAAAAUUUUUUCAAUUUGUCAAGAAUGGAGACGUAAAGGAAUUAAGAACUUUCUUAUCGAAUAAUGAACUCAAUAUAAAUUGCGUUAAUUAUCAAGGUCUUUCUGCGCUUCAUAUCGCAGUCGAAAAUGAAAACGUCGAAAUGAUUCAGUUCUUACUUACCAUACCCGACAUAGACAUAAAGGAUUGUGUUCUUCACGCCGUAUGCACAGGAAAUAUAAAAAUUAUAGAGAUGAUAUUGGAUUCUCUUAAAGAGAGAAAUUUGGAAUUUCAGAGUUGUUGUAAGAGCAUAGAAUUCGAUUACGGCAUGACACCUCUUAUACUGGCUGCUCAAAGAGGUUCUAUUGAAAUAAUUCGACUUCUGUUAAAAAGGAAUCACCGUAUACCCGAACCGCAUUUGCCUACAUGCAAAUGCAGAGAAUGCAGAAGAUUUCUCAAGCGUAUGGGUGCAGAUCCAACUUCACAAAGAUUAAAUAUAUACAGAGCUAUAUGCAACCCAUAUUUUAUCUGUUUGACAGCAAGAGAUCCUAUACUGACAGCUUUUAUUCUGGAUAAACAAUUAAGAGAAUGCGCCAGACUAGAAAAGGAAUUUAAGAUGGAAUAUAAUGCCUUGUCGGAAUGUGUUCGAAAUUUUUCAGUCGAUCUGUUAUCGCAAUGUCCAAACGCUAAUGAAGUAGAACGGAUUCUAAAAAUUAAAAAAGGUUUCAGCGGUUUGAAUGUAAAAUAUCCGAGAUUACAAACUGCACUCGAUUACUCCCAAGAAGAAUUUGUGGCUCAUCCACAUAUUCAAAAAAUAGUAAGUGCGGAAUGGAAUGGUCCUUGCAUAACUUGGGUGAAAUAUUCAUUAUUUCGAAAAGCAGUUCAUAUGCUGCUUAGAAUAUUGAUUCUACCUAUUGUUUGCAUCGUCAUUAUGAUUGCACCAAAUACUUAUUGGGGUAAACGAUGGCACUGUCCCCUAAAUAGAUUUAUGAAUGAAUUUGCAACGUAUAUAAUAUUCUUCGUUUUACUCUUUACCAUGAUCGGUAUUGAUACGAACACUUCUGAAAGAGGUCCUCCGAAUACAGGACUAGAGAUUCCAAUCGUACUUUGGGUUGCCGGAUUCGUUUGGGCAUCCAUCAGGCGUCUCAUGUUGCUUGGAUUUAAACGAUUCUUUCAGAAUCCAUGGAAUUGGUACAAUAUCAUUUUGGAAUUGAUGCUAACGACAACCUUCAUAUUUUGGUUUAAAUCGUGGAUUGAUAUACAUCACAUGGGAGCUAAAGAUGUCCCUAGACAAUUUUGGUCACCAAAUGACUCCACUCUCAUACACGAAGCUUUACUAAGUUUUUCCGGAGUUCUAGCUAUUGGAAAAAUGCUAUAUUAUUUUCAACAAAGUUUUCAUUUGGGACCCAUUCAGGUCUCUUUAACACGAAUGCUGGUAAAUAUCGCAUGGUUCUUGGCCGGAGUUUUCAUUCUGCUGAGCACCAUUGCCAUUUGCAUGACAAGUUUAUAUUCACACUAUAAAGGAAUGGAACGAAAAGAAAACGGCGGGGAGAUAAUUCUUCAAGAUGCUGCUUUCACUUCUUUAUCUUCUUCGAUGAAGACUUUAUUCUGGGCUCUGUUUGGAUUAAUCGAUCUCGAUUCUGCAGAUGUAAUAGUUGGGAUAGAAACCGAAACAUCACCCGAAGUAAUCAUUCACCACAGUUUUACCCAGGCUAUCGGGACUUUAUUAUUUGGCAGUUAUCAUGUGCUAAUGAUUAUAAUUUUUAUUAACAUAUUGAUUGCUGUUCUAACAAAUACUUUCCAAAAAGUCGUGGAUAAUGCCGAUAUGGAAUGGAAAUAUAUCAGAACCAGACAAUGUGCUACAUAUUUUUAUGUAGACGAAGCCGUACCCAGUCCUUUCAAUUUAAUGCUAAAUUGGUAUGAAAUAUGUUCUAAGGUAAAUUCUGUAAUAGAAGCAACAAAAGUCUGCAAUAUAACAAGACUAUUUACACCACCCAAACGAGAAUACUUCUCUUGGCUGAAACGUUGUUACAAGAUAAAAGAAGCAGAGAUUGAUGACGAGGAAGCAAACAAAGAACUGAUGAGAAAAAUUAUGCAAAAGUACCUACGAACAAAAGCCAAUAUUAAUCACGAUUUACACAAUAUUAACUCUAAUAAAAUGAUAUAAAUUUUUAAAAUGUAUUUUAAUUCGAAAAUAAAAU